AUGCUAAUUCAAAAUCCAGUUUACUUUAAAAUACCUGCUGAUUAUCAAAUUACUUCGCUUACUGAACCUACUGUUCCAGAAUAUGACUCGACUGGUCAGUUAAGUCCAGUGGUUGUUCGAUUUGAGCCUGUUGUUGUUCUUGUCACGUUUAGUGUCUCUGAGUCAAGAGCAGAAGUUGUAGUCAGUUGGUUGGAGACCGAUGUUUAUUCAGUCUUGGACUUGUUGAGGGGUGAAGUUAAGGGCUUGUCAAGAUUGGGUUAG
Funneliformis geosporum is the source of this 261-nucleotide messenger RNA. The record is from the annotation of a GenBank genome assembly. NCBI's taxonomy places the organism in Eukaryota, Fungi, Glomeromycota, Glomeromycetes, Glomerales, Glomeraceae.